AUGGAUCUACUACGCACGUACGGGAUCCCUCACCAGUCCAUGUCGUUUGUGGCGAAAAUAGAAACAUCCUCAUUGGGCAUGCAGUUUCGCUUUCAAAAGGUUUCCACUUUUCAUGCUUUAGGGAAAGUACUCAUCGUUGUGAACGUUGCAUCGCAAUGUGGUCUGACCAAUGCGAAUUAUACUCAAUUCAAAGAACUUCUGGAUAAAUACAAGUCUCAGGGAUUGGAAGUGGCUGCAUUCCCGUGCAAUCAGUUUGGUGGGCAGGAACCCGCUUGCGAACUUGAUAUCAAGAAUUUUGUGGCUAGCAAAUUCAAUUUCGAGCCAGAUCUCUAUGCCAAGGUCAAUGUGAAUGGUGAUAAUGCGGAUCCUCUAUUCAAGUUUUUGAAGAAGGAGCAGGUGGGCGGUACAAUGUUCGACGCUAUCAAAUGGAAUUUCACAAAGUUCUUGGUGGACAGAGAAGGAAAUAUAGUGAAA
This is a messenger RNA of Cooperia oncophora, 474 nucleotides long. NCBI's taxonomy places the organism in Eukaryota, Metazoa, Nematoda, Chromadorea, Rhabditida, Trichostrongylidae. The record is from the annotation of a GenBank genome assembly.